AAUGAAAAGGCGGAUCUGCCAUCUUCUUUAUUGAGUGAAUUCCUCGCAUAUUUGACUCGACUUAUGCGUUUUGAAUGCCACAGUCGAGCGGCUGAGGCUCCAGGCGGGCAUGACGGCACACGACCAGGCAGUGCGCGGACCGAGCGGGACACCUCGCGGCGGCCCAGAGGAGACCGCGUGAAGAGCGUCCCGCACCCCGCCGACGAGCAGCCGUCCUUGCUAGCGACACGCGACCAUGGAGGUCUACCGCGAGUCCACUUAGGCAGCGUCGCCGCUGAGCUCCCACCACCGACGAACCACAGCUCCAACAUGCCCGACCGGCGGUGCUCCACUCGGCUCUCGGUGGCCUGAUUGACGUUACAGGCCUGCUUUUUCCAUUGGGAAGCUUCUUGGCGGGGGAAAGCAGGCCGGCUAGCACCGCUAGCGUUCGCCUCUGCGGGCUCUGGCCGUGCGGACCGGUCCGUGCCCACACCCGUAACACGGCCGGCCAGCAGCGCGAGGACUCUUUUCCACUCUAAGAAGAAUUUCAUGGGAUUCCUAUCGGGGAAGGAGAAGCGGGCCUAAGCCAAAAUGGUGCACUGGAGGCGGCUGCUGCGAAUGUCCAACCGAUCGUUCCUGGCCUUCAUAUUCUUCUUCUCCAUGUCCACCACUUGUCUCUACUUCAUUUAUGUGGCUCCUGGAAUAGCCAACACGUACUUCUUCAUGGUGCAGGCUCAGGGCAUCAUGUUGAGGGACAACGUGAGGACCAUCGGGCAGAUGAUUCGAUUGUACACCAACAAGAACGGCACGCUCAACGGGACCGACUACCCUGACGGGAGUAACUCCAGUGAAUACCUGGUGCAGCCGACCACGUACCUCCCUGAGAACUUCACCUACGGCCAGGACGGACCCUGCCCCGAGCGCCUGCCUUCGAUGAAGGGCCUCAUGGAGGUGAACGUGACGGAGAUCCCUAUGGAGGAGAUGGAACUGAAGUUUUCCAAGGUUUUUGACAUUGACUUUGGAGGCCACUGGAAACCAAAGGACUGCAGACCUCGCUGGAAGGUGGCGUUCCUGAUUCCAUUUAGAAACCGCCAUGAACAUCUGCCCAUCCUCUUCCAACACCUCAUCCCCAUGCUGCAGAGACAGCGGCUGCAGUUUGCCUUCUACGUCAUCGAGCAGAGUGGGAGCCAGCCCUUCAACAGAGCCAUGCUGUUCAACGUGGGGUUCCUGGAGGCCAUGAAGGACCUGGACUGGGACUGCAUGGUCUUCCAUGAUGUGGACCACAUCCCUGAGAACGACCGAAACUACUACGGCUGUGGUCAGAUGCCGCGCCACUUUGCUGCCAAGCUGGACAAAUACAUGUACAUUCUACCGUACAGCGAGUUCUUUGGUGGUGUGAGCGGUCUCACUGUGGAGCAGUUCCGCAAGAUCAAUGGCUUUCCCAAUGCAUUCUGGGGAUGGGGAGGAGAGGAUGAUGACUUGUGGAACAGGGUUCACUAUGCCGGUCUGAAUGUCACCAGACCAGAGGGAGAGAUCGGCAAGUACAAGUCCAUUCCCCACCACCACAGAGGAGAGGUGCAGUUCCUCGGGAGGUAUAAACUGCUCCGGUACUCCAAAGAGCGCCAACACCUGGAUGGCCUCAACAACCUCCACUACAGCCCCCACACGUCCCUCAGCAGCCUCUACAAGAACAUCUCCGUGGAGCUGAGCCCCGAGCUCGCCCCUAUCGCAGACUACUGAACCCCCCCAGCUGGCCUCCCCGAGGAGGGGGGGCGCCGCACCAUGCUGCCAAGAAGUCCUAGCGCGAGGCCAACGAGAAGACGUGUGCGUGUGUGUGUGUGUGUGUGUGUGUGUGUUGCUGCUGCAUGUCUUAACUGCUACCAGUCGACCUCCGGGGUCUGAGGCUGGGGGGAGCAGCAGCGUCUCGCCUCUGAUGUUUGCUGCGAAGCCUUAACGUGGAACCACAGCUCCCUCCGGCCGCGCCGCUUCCCUCCCCAUGUCCCGCCGUCCCCUCCCAGGCCAGCAGACGAGCCCCGCCCCCCUCCCCAUGGACGGUCGUC
Molecule: messenger RNA, 2039 nt
Organism: Gasterosteus aculeatus aculeatus (three-spined stickleback)
Lineage: Eukaryota; Metazoa; Chordata; Actinopteri; Perciformes; Gasterosteidae
Gene: b4galt6
Product: UDP-Gal:betaGlcNAc beta 1,4- galactosyltransferase, polypeptide 6
Biological process (GO): glycosphingolipid biosynthetic process; carbohydrate metabolic process
Cellular component (GO): Golgi apparatus
Molecular function (GO): UDP-galactose:glucosylceramide beta-1,4-galactosyltransferase activity
Source: RefSeq, a predicted model, not a curated record